Messenger RNA from Danio aesculapii, 1052 nucleotides. RefSeq names its product max interactor 1, dimerization protein (gene mxi1). The record is from RefSeq and is a predicted model, not a curated record. NCBI's taxonomy places the organism in Eukaryota, Metazoa, Chordata, Actinopteri, Cypriniformes, Danionidae. The transcript is spliced from 6 exons. Gene Ontology annotation, biological process: regulation of transcription by RNA polymerase II. Bases 363 to 1031 code for a protein of 222 amino acids. Gene Ontology annotation, molecular function: RNA polymerase II cis-regulatory region sequence-specific DNA binding; DNA-binding transcription factor activity, RNA polymerase II-specific; protein dimerization activity.
AACAAACUGGGGAGGAGAAAAGAGCGCAAGCACCAGGGACUUCGCAGGCUGGGCUCUCGGGGACUCUUUUGUACCUGUUUCUAUUAAUUUUAUACACUUUAUACCCGCCUGUUUUCUUAAAGCACUUUUACUACUUUGAUAUUCAGACCUCGGAUGUUUGAUUUAUGCUUCAUUUCCUGUAACUAGCGUGGUAACAGUAACAGUGUAGGAAAUACCUCGAGUCGACGGGUUCAGCAAAUAGAAACAAAAACUCCAAAACAACUGGGAUAUUCAAUGCUACGUAUUAGAACGCGACAGCUGUCAUUGUGAUCACAUAUCAGAGAGAGAGACACGUCAAAUACAGCAGUAGAUUUAUUCAAAGGAUGACUUCUGUGCUGAAUAUCCAGACGUUACUGGAAGCAGCCGACUAUAUAGAAAGGAGAGAAAGAGAGUGUGAACACGGAUAUGCCUCGACCUUUCCGUCUAUUCAGCACUCCAGCUACCAGAGACAAAGGAAAUUCCGAAAUAAAAAGUGCAACAACAACCACUACAGGUCCACGCACAAUGAGCUAGAGAAAAAUCGGCGAGCCCACCUUCGCUUGUGUCUGGAGCGAUUGAAGACGCUCAUCCCGCUGGGACCAGAAUGCAGCCGUCACACCACACUGGGGCUGCUCAACAAGGCCAAAGCACACAUAAAGAAACUGGAGGAAGCGGACCGCAAGUCUCGGUAUCAGCUGGAGAGUUUGGAGCGAGAGCAACGGCACCUGAGAAGGCGACUGGACCUGCUGCGGGACGGCGGGGGCUCGCUGGAGGCUGAGAGGAUACGCACUGAUAGCGUGGGUUCGACCCCAUGCUCUGAGAGAUCCGACCGCUCUGACUCAGACCAGGAAGAGAUGGAGGUGGACGUGGAGAGCACAGAGUUUUCUCAUGGAGAGCUGGACAGCGUGAGCACAGCCAGCACCAGCGAUCUGGAUGACCACAGCAGUUUACAGAGCACUGCCAGCGACGAGGGCUACUCCUCCUGCAGCAUCAAACUGGCCUUCAGCUCAUAAGACGAGCUCUUCUUCACACAC